UCGUUCACACAGUUGACAGUUUGCCCAAGCAAAAUCACAAAACAUUAUUUAAAAGACAAAAAUAUAUAUUAAGUAAGUAAGGAGAAAUUUAGUUCCUUUCCUCUUUGAGCGUCUAUUUGUUGUCUGGAGCUGGAAACAUGCGCAAACUACAGAUCCAAGUGCUGACACGCGAUGGGCGCAAGACCAUCUAUGAGACGGAUCGCUCCCGCAAUGUGGGCGAUCUGAAGAAGUACAUUGGACGCUGCCUGAACGUGCCGAUGUCCUUUAGCCGCUUGGUCUACAAGGGGCGACUGCUGUCCAACAAUUGCAUACUGGAGGAUGAGGGCGUGAAGCGCAUGUCGACGCUGGAUUUGUUCUGGCAGCCGCUGGUGCUGACGCCCAAGAAGUAUCGCGAGAAGGAGCUGGAGCUGGACAAGCUGGAGCAGAAGCAGCGCCAUCUCUCGCGCAUGGAGCACUUCGAGCAGCUGCAGCUGAAUGCCGCCAAGAAGGCUGCGGCCAUACACGAGCGCUCCAUUAGCAGCGCCCGAUCCAUCAAGGAGCAGGUGUCAGUGGGCGUGGGCCCAGACGUGAGCGUGGAGAUGAAGCGUUCGCUGAGCGUGGACAACUUGCAGGUGGCCGCAAGCAGCAGCGUCGUCGUCCCGAAGCUGCCACCGUGUCCAGAGCCUACUAAGGAGGAGAAAUCUUCGGAGGAUGAUGUGGACUUUAUGAGUAACUACUGGUGUUGCCCACAGAACAUACAAUUGAUAGGCCCCAAGUCGGAGAGCUUGACGCCCGCCGUGGCCUUUAAGUUCAACUUUAUGAGCAGCGUCAACGAAUGCCGCAAAGACAAGAUUCCCAUUGAUAAGGACUUCGAUGAGUUGCUUCUGCUGCAGCGACAACAACAUGGACAUGGACAUGGACAUGGAGGCAGCAAGCAGCGCACGAGCUUGCGCCUAACGGCCGGACAAAUGUGCCGCAGCGUUGUGCCCAAUCUGAAGAAAUAUCGCAAGUCUCCCAAGAAGUAACACUGGCCUUAAUACAAAUGUGAUUGAUUUAAAUUUAAUUAACAAUAUAUGCUAUAAAUCGAAACGGGCAAUAAAACUAAACUAAUAUAU
Messenger RNA from Drosophila busckii, 1094 nucleotides. NCBI's taxonomy places the organism in Eukaryota, Metazoa, Arthropoda, Insecta, Diptera, Drosophilidae. The transcript has a single exon. The record is from RefSeq and is a predicted model, not a curated record. Gene Ontology annotation, molecular function: protein binding. Bases 138 to 1004 code for a protein of 288 amino acids.